Messenger RNA from Malania oleifera, 788 nucleotides. RefSeq lists its product as uncharacterized. NCBI's taxonomy places the organism in Eukaryota, Viridiplantae, Streptophyta, Magnoliopsida, Santalales, Ximeniaceae. Bases 104 to 613 code for a protein of 169 amino acids. The transcript has 3 exons. The record is from RefSeq and is a predicted model, not a curated record.
UUUCCAUAAGCUAUGGACAUUUGUACCUCCUAUUUGUUUUGGGUCAUACUCUCCUACAAUUACAAAAACCCCAGAAGCAAAUUAGCUUCAGAAGUCCAAGAAGAUGAAGCAAAUGGAAGUGGAAAAUGUGGGUGGUGGUGUAAAAGCAGGGAGCCCUCCGCCACCACCACCACCACCACCACUACCACCACUACCAAAAUUCUGGGUUGCCAAAAAACCAGUAGUUAAGAGUGUAACAAACCAAGAAAUUGCGCAGUUCUGGAGGCAAAGGCACAUGGAUGAAGAAGAUCACCUUCUUGCUGCUAUCAAGGCUGCAGCACGUAUCAGGGCUCAGAAUCUUAAGGAGGAUGACUACAGGCACUUUGAAGAGUUUUUGAAAGACUAUGACAUCAGUGGAAAAAAUAGUGUCACCGCCACGACCAACUGCUGUAGCAAAAAAGAUGAGUUGCAUGUGGGGAUAAAGGAUUGGUGGACAAAGAGCAAGUAUGCAUACUUAAACCAACCGACCAUUGAAUCUAUGGAUAUACCAAAGAGGCGAACCAUAACAUACAUUCCAAAUUUUUGUUUUUGUAGGCCCCCUCCUCCACGAUCUGCCUCUCUUGGCAUCUUUUAGGCCUUCACCAUAGAACUAUACAUUUGAAUUGCCUCGAUUGACUUGUCUUUCCUAAUAAUUUAUGUGAAAGCCUUUACUUGCACCUUUGUUUGUAUGCUUUAUUGUUAGGGUUAUCUACUUUUCAAACCAUGUCCUAAAAAUAUAUAUUAGAAAAUGUCAUUUAUAUCUUUUUAAA